AAAGGUGUUCAAAAAUAUACCAAAAUUAACUUUAAGUUACAAUUUUUCGCCCAAAAAAUAGUUGUUUACUUAAUUUAUUUAACAUAUAUACAAAAAAAGUCGUGAAAAUAAUUCAAAUAGUUUUAAAUUUCGAAAGUGUAGUUUUAUAAUUUAUUUCUUUUCACAUUUGUUUAAACAGUCCAAAUAAGAGUUUUAGAAAAAAAAAACACACACACACAAUGGCACAUUAUACAAAUCCAGCGUUUGAAAGUGAAUUUUGUCCGCGAAUGAGUUCUUUAACAUCGAUUGAAGCAAAUAGUGAAAUUAAUCUACCGCGAAGUGAAAUUUUACAUUUGGCUCAACGAAGAAAUUGGACAAAUCGACCAAGAAAUUUUCAAGGUACAAAUCAACGAAUCCAAAAGGUUCAACAACGAAGUCUACCACCAAAACCCGGUCCAAAACCAAAUCAUUAUGAUUUUCAUAUUGGUUCGAAAGAACAAUUGUCAAAAUGUCACAAUACAAGCAUGCAAUUCAAUACAAGCGGUUAUGCAUUGGUGCCACUCGAAGAUCUGCCCAGUUCAAGUAAAGAUCGUUAUGCAAUUUUACCAACAACCGAACUAAAUAUGAUGCGCAGUAGUAGUUCAUUGCGACUAACAAAAAGUCAAGAUAAUUUGGAUUUUGUUCAUGAUGAAGAAGAUAGUUUUAUCAGUUUGCCAGCAAUUCAAGAACCACAAGAGAAUGAGAAAAAAUUAAUUUCCGCAUUUUCAUCGGAUUUUAUAAAUAAAUCAAUGAUAUUGGUCGAUCAAAAUAGUCAACAACGAUACACAAUUGUACCAACCGAUGAUGAUGAAGAAGUUGUUGACACAAAUCAUGAAAUUAUUGAAAUGCAUAACGGUCGCCUUCAUCGAUAUGCGGUCAUUCCAACCGAUGACGAUGAUGAAAAUGGAAUCAUAAAUCAUGUCACCAAUGUUCAUUCAAAUGUACACCAUCAAAAUUCACCGUUAAAAAUGUGCACGAAUAAACAGCGACUUACAACGGUAGCCGAAAAACAACAACAACAACCAAAAAUUCAAUCAACAUUGGCAAGCCGUGAACAUUUAAACACUACAAUGGAGUACAAUGAAAGCAGAGAAAAUCAAAUGAGAACCAACUAUCAAUCAUUAAAAUCAUUGAACUAUAUGCCAAGAACACCGACCAAAAAUCCAAUUGCCACACAAAAACUACAUGAACUAUUGUCGACACCACGCAAAAAUCAACAAGAAACGCUUCAACGUCAAGCCAGUUAUCAGACAAUCGUUCAAAAAUCACCAAAUCAAUUUCAACUACAAAAUAUUUACGCAACACAAGAACAACGAACGAAUUUUACACCACAAAAGCUAAAAUAUGAAAAUAAACAAAUCCAUUCGCAAAGUAUUGAGCAAAGAACAACGGCUAUUAUAUCGCCACGACUUCAUCAGCAAUCGGUUUAUAUGGAAUCAACGAUGGAUGGCGAAAAACCUUGGCCCCAUGAAAGUUUCCAAAAAGUCGAAAAUGCAACCGCUACCAUCGCAGUUAUUUCACUCAUGUUAAUUCUCACCGGUGUCUUAAAUUCAGGACUAUGUUUAUAUAUGGUCACCGAUAUGAGACGAUCUUAUUAUUUGGAUUUGGGUAUCAUAUCGGGUUUUGCGUCUGCCGCGCUUGGUGCUAUGGGCUUUAGAUCACGACAGUGUUAUUGGCUGCCAAAUCGCAAUUACAUAUCAGGCUAUGUUUUGGUGACAAUUUUCUCAUUACUCAACUGUUGUGGUCUUGUUGCUUUGCUUGGAUUGAAUCCAAUCCCCGGAACACCGUUCCAUGAUUUAAUAACAGGUGUUGUUCUGGCAUUAUCAUCGCUAAUCGUAUUACUGAUCAGUUUGGGUGUCAUCACAUCCAAAUGGUGUAUUGCACCACCGCCAGACAAUCGAGUCGACGUCUUUUAGGAUUUGAUAAUAUAAAAUUCAUAGGAUAAUUGCUGGCUAUAUCCUCUUAAAAUCAUUUCGUUCUUUUAUUUAAAUA
This is a messenger RNA of Contarinia nasturtii (swede midge), 2010 nucleotides long. RefSeq lists its product as uncharacterized. The record is from RefSeq and is a predicted model, not a curated record. The transcript has 3 exons. The coding region runs from base 219 to 1934 and encodes 571 amino acids. Lineage: Eukaryota; Metazoa; Arthropoda; Insecta; Diptera; Cecidomyiidae.